GUCCCAGCAUGCAAUGCGCAGUGACGUAGUCAGCUUCUCCGGAUGUUGCCAGCGUCUUCAUUUCCGGUGUGAGAGUUAGCACCGUCUUGCUUAAGCUAGGUUUCCAGAUCUCACUGGAAACAGCAGUGUAAACGCUGGGAAAAUGUCUCACACCAUCCUGCUGGUUCAGCCCACAAAGAGGCCGGAGGGGCGAACGUACGCUGACUUUGAGUCGGUCAAUGAGUGCAUGGAAGGAGUGUGUAAGAUGUACGAGGAGCAUCUGAAGAGGAUGAACCCCAACAGUCCGUCCAUAACGUACGACAUCAGCCAGCUGUUUGACUUCAUCGACGACCUGGCCGACCUCAGCUGUUUGGUGUAUCGGGCCGACACGCAGACGUACCAGCCGUACAACAAGGACUGGAUCAAGGAGAAGAUCUACGUUCUGCUCCGGCGUCAGGCCCAGCAGGCGGCCAAAUGAAGCUGCUACGAGCGGGAGGGGCCGCGGCGAGGGGCCACGCAGCUUCUUUAUCUUUUGUUCUUUGUAUGCAGUGGAAUUGUAUUUUAUUAUUUGACUAAUAAAGUUCACUAAAAUACCUAAA
This is a messenger RNA of Oryzias latipes (Japanese medaka), 578 nucleotides long. RefSeq names its product enhancer of rudimentary homolog. The record is from RefSeq and is a predicted model, not a curated record. Lineage: Eukaryota; Metazoa; Chordata; Actinopteri; Beloniformes; Adrianichthyidae.